UUGGUGUUGCCAAACACACCCUAAAUCCCAUAAAAUUCAGUGACUUUAAAAUUCAUUUCUUUCCCAAAAUCAAAUGAAAUAAUUAACUUUAUAUGAAUAAAAAUCACAUGUGGUCUUCCUUCCCUCUCUUUUUCUCAAAUUGAUAAGUGCAGAGCAACAAAGGAGAAAGGUUGAGUGAAUAAAAAAAAACGGGAAAGGGAAGUGAUUAACCGUUGAUAGAACAAUAAUCGCGUUUUGAAAAUGGAUUAUUCAAAUGUGAGGGAUUUCAUAGCAAAGGAAGUUCCCGACUGGAACAACGAAGUAAUUACCGUUGCUAGAUUCAAAGCUUUUUCCGGUCAAAGAUCCGAUUGGCAACCAAAUUUCAUCUUCUGGAGAGAUUUGAUCAUCAAAAUCGCCACCCAUUUUCGUUUCCUCAUCGUCCAACCUUCUCAGGUCAAAAAUGAUUGGUUUAAUCGAGGAGGGUUAACCCCUUUGUGUAUCGAUGAUGUACUGUCUCUAAUGUAUAAUGAAGGUGACAUCACAAGACCUGGGGAUCUUGUUGAUCCAAGGAGUGGAAGAUUUUCCCAAUUAGUCAGAAAAGUGACCAACUUAAUAACCAGACCAGCUACACCAGAUAUCAUGGCUGAAGAAUCUGUCAUCCUAACUCCUCUGCUUAAGGAUAAGGCUGCUGAAGUUGUCAAACAUCUUUCAGAAAGUCAUUGGAAUUCAUCUUGUAUCAUCACGAUGAAGAAAUUUCAGGAGGUAUGUGGAGGGCCAGAUGAAGCUUCUGUAAUGUUGAGGUAUUUGUCAGGAUGUAGGACAGCACAGUAUCUGUCAGUCCUUAAAAAUGAGUUUGUAGAGGGGGUAAAAAUUUCGCUCUCAGCAGCAGCAUUAUCCAGUGUGUCUAAUUUAGAUUGUGAUGUACUGUACUUGAUUUGGACAGUUGAGAAGCUUCAGCAACAAUUAGAUGUGAUUGACAGGCGCUGUGAAUUGUCAAGAAAAUCAGCAGUGGCUUCUCUACAUUCCGGGAACAAAAAAUUAGCCCUGAGGUAUGCAAGGGAGCUGAAGUUGGUCACCCAGAGUAGGGAAAAAUGUUCAUCACUUUUGAACAGAGUAGAGGAAGUAUAUGGUGUUAUUGUUGACGCCGAGUCAACGAAAACGGUUUCUGAAGCUAUGCAGAUUGGAGCACGUGCUAUUAAAGAAAAUAAGAUAAGCGUGGAAGAUGUUGAUAUUUGUUUAAGAGAUCUGCAAGAGAGCAUUGAUUCACAAAAGGAAGUUGAAAAGGCACUAGAGCAAACUCCAUCAUACACAGAUAUCGAUGAUGAAGAUAUUGAAGAAGAACUCAAAGAGUUAGAGCUGGCUCUUGAGAAAGAGGCUCAAGUUGAUACACCAGAAAAGACUAUUACUACUGAAGAAGGAACUGCAACUUUGGAAGCCGCUGAAUUACUUAGUGACACUCUCUCAAAUCUCAAACUUUCAGACAGUCCAGCUGUGAAGUCAAGAACCACUCAGGCAAUGUCAGAAGGCGAGAAAACAGCAAAUUUAGUAAUGUAAAUUGUAAGUCUAAAAGCAAAGAGUUCAAUAACUACAUAUUAUUUCUGAAAUCUCCCUACACUGACAAGGUCAUAAAACAUGAUUUAAUGAUUGUGUAAAAUAUGCUUAUAUGUUAGAGUAUAGUUUUUUCUUUGCUAA
This is a messenger RNA of Trifolium pratense (red clover), 1671 nucleotides long. RefSeq lists its product as uncharacterized. Gene Ontology annotation, cellular component: multivesicular body; ESCRT III complex; cytoplasmic side of plasma membrane. Gene Ontology annotation, biological process: vesicle budding from membrane; late endosome to vacuole transport via multivesicular body sorting pathway. Lineage: Eukaryota; Viridiplantae; Streptophyta; Magnoliopsida; Fabales; Fabaceae. The record is from RefSeq and is a predicted model, not a curated record. The transcript has 8 exons. The coding region runs from base 241 to 1533 and encodes 430 amino acids.